Messenger RNA from Apis laboriosa (Himalayan honeybee), 1216 nucleotides. Its product is annotated as cyclin-dependent kinase 20. NCBI's taxonomy places the organism in Eukaryota, Metazoa, Arthropoda, Insecta, Hymenoptera, Apidae. The coding region runs from base 174 to 1178 and encodes 334 amino acids. Gene Ontology annotation, molecular function: cyclin-dependent protein serine/threonine kinase activity; ATP binding. Gene Ontology annotation, cellular component: nucleus. Gene Ontology annotation, biological process: protein phosphorylation. The transcript is spliced from 6 exons. The record is from RefSeq and is a predicted model, not a curated record.
AGUUCGAUAAGAUAUAUAUUUAAUAAUAACAAAACAAUUGUUUCUCUAGUUACAAAUACUCUUUUAAUCUUAUUAUAAUUUAAAUAUUUCUAUAAAGAAAUCUUGUAAUUAAUUAGUAAAAUAAAAGUAUAUGACGCAUUAUAAUUUGAUUUUAAUUUAUAAAUAUCUUAAAUAUGGAUAGAUAUAUAAUCACAGGAAAAAUUGGAAAAGGAGCACAAGGUGUUGUUUUAAAAGCACAUGAUUUGGAAACAGAAAAAAAUGUUGCAUUAAAAAAAUUAUUCUUAAAAAAUAUUGACAAUGGUAUAUCUACAUCUAUUAUUAGAGAAAUAAAAAUUUUGCAACAAUUAAAACAUCUCAAUAUUAUAGAGUUAUUAGAUGCUUUUCCUGCUGGUUUAGAUUUUAUAAUGGUCUUUGAAUAUAUGCCAACAGGAUUAUGGGAAAUAAUAAAAGAUAAUGAUAUAUUAUUAACUCCAGUUCAAAUAAAAAUUUAUAUAAAGAUGAUUUUAGAGGGCAUUGCAUAUAUACAUGGAAAAAAUAUAAUACAUAGAGAUCUAAAACCUGCUAAUUUAUUAAUAAAUGAGAAAGGUAUUCUAAAAAUUGCUGAUUUUGGUUUAGGGAGAUUGUUGUGGAAAAAUGUAACAAAGCCAUAUUCACAUCAAAUUGCCACUAGAUGGUACAGAGCACCUGAAUUAUUAUAUGGUGCACGAUAUUAUACGUCAGCUAUUGAUAUGUGGUCUAUUGGUUGCAUUUUUGGUGAAUUACUUAAUAAAUCUCCAUUAUUUCCUGGUGAAACAGAUAUUGAGCAGUUAGCAAUUGUUUUAAAAUAUUUAGGUUCACCUACAUCAGAAACCUGGCCAGAUUUAAGUAUAUUACCUGAUUAUAACAAAAUUACAUUUCCAUAUCAUAAAGGAAUAACUUGGGAAAAAAUUAUUGAAGAUUCUGAACCAGAAGCUAUUGAUUUAAUUAGUAAAAUACUUAUUUAUAAUUCAUCAAAACGCUUAUCAGCUAGUGAAGCACUACGUCAUAUAUAUUUUCAUGUCAAACCUUAUACUUCUUCAAAAUAUUUGAUAAAACCACAAACUAAUCAUCGUUAUCAAAUAAGACAAAAAGAAAUUAAUACAAAUAUCCAACCUACUAUACUAUUUAAAAAUCUAUUAAAUAUCACAAUAAAUAUUUAAUUUAAUAAAAAAUGUAUAGAAAUACAUAUUAUAUAUAA